AUGUAUUUUCUUUUUUUCAGAAUUGUGUUUUGUUUGUGUUUUUGUUUGUGUUUUCUACAACAAAAACAGAAUUGUGUUUUGUUGUGUUUCUGUUUUGGUGUUUCAGAAUUAGUGUUUGUUUCGGUGUUUUCAGAAUUAUGUUUGUAUUGUGUUUUCUUUUUUUUUAUCAGAAUUAAUUCUAUGUUUCAGUUUUCAGAAUUAUUUUUUGUAUUUUCCGGUUUCAGAACUACUCUCCUUUUAAAAAAUGUAUUUUCUUAUUUCAGAAUUAUGUUUGUAUUUUCUUUUUUUCUGCAGUAA
Messenger RNA from Meloidogyne enterolobii, 297 nucleotides. The record is from the annotation of a GenBank genome assembly. Lineage: Eukaryota; Metazoa; Nematoda; Chromadorea; Rhabditida; Meloidogynidae.